AAGAAGAAGAAGAAGAAACAAUGGCUUCUCUAGAAACCCAUUUCUUAGCAACUCUCUUCUUUGCCCCAAUCGGCAUCCGCCGUUUCCUCUGUUCAUCUUCUCUCUUCCUCAAAAACCCAUCUUUGUUCAAAUCAAAACCAUGGUAUUUCUCCAACCCCAAAUGGAAAAACUUGGAUCUUUACAUCCUUGCCGUCGCUUUACCCCUCGCUUCAUUCGCAGAGAUCUUCAUUUUCUCCUCGCUUUCCGGCCACUCCACGUACCGUUUCUCCUUCUUCCAGCAAUUCUCCAGCCUCUCCCUCUUCUGGGUACUCAUCGUUUUCUUUGUAAUUUAUGACAAUCUCGACCAUUCCCUUUUCAACGAGACUUUCGUCUUCGCCUACGCCGGUAUGGCCUUUCUCGUCGAGUAUUCCUUCAGCGGUGUCGGUGUCACCGGCCUUGGGACCGUCGUUUACGAAUUGCUUGCUCAUUUGUCCCUCCUCUGUGCCGGUUGUUGCUUGGUUUUGUCUGUCAAAAGAACAGCCUUUUUCGCCGAGUUCUUCUUGUCUUUCGGAUUGGUUUUCAAAGGCACGUGGUUGUUGCAAGCCGGUUUGUGUUUGUACACCGAUGCAUUUGUUCCAACAGGUUGUAAGAAACUGGAGCUUUUGCCUCGUAGUCCCGAUGCCGAUGUUCAUUGUGAGCUCGAAGAAGAUGGGUUGAGAGGCAUGGCUUUGGUGAAUCUGUUGUUUGCUCUUCACGCAAUUUUGAUCACAGUUUCCAGUUGCGUGAUAUUUGGUGUUCUGUCGAGCUCUAAGAAACAGAGAUGUGCGGAGACUAGUGGCUCAUUGCUGGAUCAGGUCGAAUCGGACAGCUUAUUGAUGCGCCCUGUGCAUGAAAUUGAGAUGGAAUGAUGUGUAUUUUGUGUAUGUUUUCCCCUUAGUAGACAAUUUUUUACCAUUUUAUUGUUAUUGCUAUUAAGCAA
Hibiscus syriacus is the source of this 958-nucleotide messenger RNA. RefSeq lists its product as uncharacterized. The coding region runs from base 21 to 887 and encodes 288 amino acids. The transcript has 2 exons. The record is from RefSeq and is a predicted model, not a curated record. Lineage: Eukaryota; Viridiplantae; Streptophyta; Magnoliopsida; Malvales; Malvaceae.